Messenger RNA from Bactrocera oleae (olive fruit fly), 1884 nucleotides. The record is from RefSeq and is a predicted model, not a curated record. NCBI's taxonomy places the organism in Eukaryota, Metazoa, Arthropoda, Insecta, Diptera, Tephritidae.
CAGAUACAUAAAAUUAUUAUUAAAUGCUUUUUAUAAAUAUGCAAUCCUAACUGUCAGUUUUAGAACUUGAGAAAUCAACACAGCCUAAUUUGACAACCGCAUUUAUAAUUUAUAUAGCUGUUUAUGCCGUGCAUUCUGAUAACUUUUGGAAUAAUUCAAUAAAAUUUUGUGGCUGUUUGUGUUUAAUAUUAAAAUACUCAACAUUUAUAAUUGAUGGAGACUCUACUGGAGCAGCAGCGUCGCUACCACGAGGAACGGGAACGUUUGCUAAAGUUGAUGGUAGACGAGUACGCUACGAAGAAAACUGGGGAAAAGGAAAGGAUUCACUCAGAGCAGAGGUUAAAAUGUUUGUUAGAUCUGCACAACAAUUCCACAACUAAGUUAAAGGAAUUGUAUGAAGAUAAAGAUAAUGAACGAAAAGCUGAAAUUCAAGCCCUCUCUGGGCCAAAUGAAUUUAAUGAAUUCUAUGCACGUCUGAAGCAAAUUAAAGAGUUUUAUAAAAAGCAUCCGUCUGAGAUAAGUAUACCUCUUUCCGUGGAAUUCGAAGAGCUUACGAAAACGUAUAAUAAUUUAGAAGAAAUGUCCGCUCUCGUUGAAUUCACCGACGAGGAGGGUGGUGGUCGAUAUUUAGAUUUGAAUGAAUGUUAUGAACAGUAUUUAAAUCUUCGAGGUGUGGAGAAAGUAGACUAUAUAACCUAUCUGAUGACAUUUGAUCACGUCUUUGAUAUACCGCGAGAUCGUAAAAAUCGUGAAUAUCGAAAAUAUAUUGAAAAUUUAAAUGCUUAUUUGCAUAAUUUCGUUACACGUAUACACCCCCUACUGGACACCGAGGCAGAACUAGUUAAGGUCGAGUUAGAAUUCCAACGUCAAUGGUUACAAGGCAGUUUUCCAGGUUGGGCAUCAAAGGAGACAGAAUCCGCUUUAGCCAACACUGGCGCACAUUUAGAUUUGUCGGCUUUUUCCAGUUGGGAGGAGUUAGCGUCGCUUGGGUUGGAUCGUCUAAAAUCAGCGCUUAUGGCGUUGGGCUUAAAAUGUGGCGGAACACUUGAAGAACGCGCCCAACGACUUUUCUCAACAAAAGGCAAGAAAACACUUGAUCCAUCUUUAAUAGCUAAAAAGCCGGCUAACAAAAAUGCGAAUGUACAUACGCGUGAUAAUGAACGUCAUAAGGAAAUUGCUCAACUGGAGGCGUUGUUGUACAAAUAUGCAGACUUAUUAUCUGAACAAAGAGCUGCAACCAAAGAAAACGUGCAACGUAAACAAGCCCGUACUGGUGGAGAACGGGACGAUAGUGAUGUUGAAGCAAGCGAGAGUGAUAACGAUGAUAUGGACGAUGCAGAUGAUGUACCAUAUAAUCCCAAAAAUCUACCACUUGGUUGGGAUGGCAAGCCAAUACCUUACUGGUUGUAUAAACUGCAUGGUUUAAAUAUCAGUUAUAACUGCGAAAUUUGUGGUAACUUCACGUACAAAGGCCCAAAAGCAUUCCAACGUCAUUUUGCAGAAUGGCGACAUGCUCAUGGAAUGCGUUGUCUUGGUAUUCCAAAUACUGCACAUUUUGCAAAUGUAACACAAAUUGAGGACGCGAUCACAUUGUGGGAGAAACUUAAGUCACAAAAGCAAAGUGAGCGUUGGAUAGCAGAUCAAGAAGAAGAAUUUGAAGAUUCAUUAGGAAAUGUAGUAAAUCGUAAAACAUAUGAGGACCUUAAACGCCAAGGCUUACUAUAAAAAUUUUGCUACCGUCUGAAUUUUUAUUCAUUUAUGCAUAAAUUGUAUAGAGCUAUAUUAAAAUGAAACAAUGUUGUAUAAUAGAAAACAAGUAUAACACGAUUUUAAAUGCAAAUAUCACCUACCGUAUAUUUCUAAUUAAAAUAUUUCCAAAUUUAA